UGGUAAUUCUUGUUGUUAUAGAGUUCUAACGUAUUUCUGAGCUCUGAGAAAUACGGCCGGUCAUUCUUUAUUUAUAUGUUUCGAAAAUCAUCCAAUGAGUAUCUCAAUGGCACAAUCCAAAGGCCAUCUUUUCGUUGGCGGGAAAGUGUUCCUGCACGCCAAGAAACCGGGGCUCGAGACGGAGCCUCAGUUUGGGGACGCAAUUUACAUACGCGACGGAAUCAUCGAGCACGUUGGUUUGGAGGACGAUGACGCUAUUUCCCAGUCCCGAGCUGCGGGUGCUAUUAUACACAAUCUCGACGGUCGAACCGUUCUGCCGGGCUUUAUAGAUGGUCACAUUCACUUGCUAAGGCUAGGACAAUCACUGAGCAAAGUUGCGCUGGACCAUUGUGAGAACUUGGAUGAUAUUCGCAAGGCUAUUAAGGAUUACGCGGUUUCAAAUCCCAACGAACCUCGUAUCUUAUGUAAGGGAUGGAUGAGAUAUAUGUCAAAACCUCUUGCAAGUCUGGUCGAUGACUUAGACCCUCGGCCUAUCUAUGUAGAUUCUAAGGAUCUUCAUACAACCUGGUGUAGCACCUCUGCUCUUGAGGAAAUUGAUGCAAAGAAUCUAGCAGAUCCCGAAGGAGGCAAAAUCGAACGAGAUUCGGAUGGAAACCCUACGGGAGCUUUCGAGGAGGCCGCCGUCUUUACUAUUAUUUGGCCUUUCCUUGCCUCAGUUGCAACUAAAAAUGAUCGCGAGGACUGGAUCCGGGAAGCAGUACAGACAUAUAAUAAGUCUGGUUAUACCGGGGCAAUAGACAUGGCUAUGGAAGAACAGGCGUGGACUACUCUUCUCGAGAUACGCGAAGAACAGGGAGAACGGCCAUUGCCAUUCCGGCUUGCGGCUUACUGGCUUAUGACACCCUCAAGCUCAGAAGCCGACUGUCUUUCUCAGGUCGAUCGGGCCAUCGAGGUGCACAAGCAACUUAGCGCCAAGGACUCGCCAGACCUUCACGUCGUCGGCAUUAAGGUCAUCUGCGACGGCAUCAUUGAUGCCUGCACCGCCUACAUGUCCGAACCUUAUCUGAAAGGGGCUGACGCUACGAAACAUGCCACGGGCGAGCCGUUCUGGAACCCCGAGAUACUCAAUGCGGUUGUGCGCAAAGCUGAUGCCGCGGGUUUGCAGGUCGCGCUUCACGCCAUCGGAGACGCUGCUAUUACCAUGGCUCUCGACGCCCUGGCUACGUGCUCUCCAAAGAACCGCCACCGCAUGGAACAUCUCGAGCUCGCAUCCGCCCGGGACGCCAAGCGCCUCGGCGAGUUCGAAAUCACCGCUUCGAUUCAGCCUGUACACGCUGACCCAUGGAUCCUCCGGGCGUGGCCAGAUCUUCUAGGUCACCGCUGCGAGCGCGCUUUCCCCUACCGGGAGUUCUCGGACAGCGGCGCACCGCUCGCUCUCGGAAGCGACAGUCCUACAUCACCGUGGGAUAUCAUGGGCAACGUCUACGUCGCUAGUACAAGGAAAUCCUACAGAAACAGGCAAUACGAGGACGUUGUCAACUACAACUUCCGCCUCGGCGUAUGCGAGUCUGUCGUUGCUGCGAGUUAUGGGUCGGCCAGAAGCGUAUUCUGGGAUGAACGGCUAGGUAGCCUAGAGGCGGGUAAGGUGGCGGAUUUCACCGUAUGGGAUAUGGAAUGGGAGAAGGAUAAGCUUCUUGGUGCUGCGGUGAGGGAAACGUGGUUUAAUGGUGAACAAGUAUGGGGUGCAGAGUAGGUAAGACAUAAAUACCUUAUAUCCCGAUCUAAUCUGGAAGCUCAGUUUAUAGAAGCGAUGGAUUAAUAAGUCUAUAAUAUAAUAUGAGUUAAAUAACC
Daldinia vernicosa is the source of this 1851-nucleotide messenger RNA. Its product is annotated as amidohydrolase. The coding region runs from base 95 to 1753 and encodes 552 amino acids. The record is from RefSeq and is a predicted model, not a curated record. The transcript is spliced from 2 exons. NCBI's taxonomy places the organism in Eukaryota, Fungi, Ascomycota, Sordariomycetes, Xylariales, Hypoxylaceae. Gene Ontology annotation, molecular function: hydrolase activity, acting on carbon-nitrogen (but not peptide) bonds.